CAUGUGCGACGAUAAAAUUAAAUGUUACCACGACAACGCGUUGUCCAGUGGACAGGAAAUCAUUUUUUCCAGCAAUUCUGAAAACAUGUAACCCCCGAAUAAGCACACUUAGCCAUAACGAAGUACAUGUACAUGUUGUCCGAUCUACGUGCAACACUUAGAUUCAAUGUCAAUUUUAUCACAAAAUAUGGAGAGCGAUUUGGGUGUGAUCUCCGUAGUCUACUUAUCAAUGUUUUUGGACAAUGUACUUUUGACUGUAGUUGUGCCAAUUAUUCCUGAACAUUUAUACAUACAAUGGAUCACCAAUACAACACAUUUUGUAACUAAUGCAACUAGAAGAGACCAACCGCUUCUUCCUAGUUCAUUGAUCAAAAUGAAAUUACAAACAUUAGAAAAUGAAAAUGAAACAAUAGGCGUCUUGUUAUCUUCUAAAGCUAUUGUCCAGUUGUUUAUGAAUCCUUUAGUGGGAAUUUUAACAUCAUACGUCGGAUACAGUUUACCUAUAUUCCUUGGAUCAAUUCUUUUGAUUAUAAUAUCAGUUUUGUUUGCAUAUGGAGAGACUUUUGUUUCAUUACUAGUUGCUAGAAGUCUUCAAGGAACUGCUUCAGCACUGAUCAGUGUUUCUGGUAUGUGCUUAAUUGCUGAUCAAAAUCAUAUGUCAGAUUUAAGACGUAGUAAAGUAAUGGGUCUAGUUAUGGGAAGUAUAGCCUUAGGUGUUUUAGUCGGUUAUCCAUUUGGUGGCAUACUUUAUUAUUUUGUUGAUAAGUCAACACCAUUUAAUGUUAUAAUAUGUGCCAUAACAUUCAAUUUAGGUCUACAACUUUUUGUUUUUAAUUUUAAUCUAGUAAAAAAGGUAAAUUCAUUUAAUGAGAUACUGCAAUUAAAACAAACAUAUAAUGAUAAACAUCAAUCUCACUUUAAUAAUGGCAACUGGAAAGAUCUUCUAAAAGAUGGAUAUAUCCUGUUAAUCACUUUUUCUAUUUGUCUAACAUCAUCUGCCAUGGCCAUUUUGGAACCGUUUUUACCAAUUUGGCUCAUACAAAUUAUAAACCCAGAAAAAUGGCAGCUGGGUACAGUUUUCAUUCCAGAUAGUCUUGGCUAUUUAAUUGGCACGAAUUUCUUUGGCACUUUGUCAUACACAAUGGGACAAUGGAGAAUGGCUGUACUAGCAACUCUACUAGUUGGUAUAUCCGCAAUUAUGAUUCCGGCUGCCACAACGACAAUAGGUCUUGUUUGUCCACAUUUUGGUUUAGGUUUGGGUAUAGGAAUAGUAGAUUCAGCUUUGGUUCCCAUGCUGGCAAAUCUAGUAGACACCAGACAUCCAAACGUACAUUAUGGAUCGGUAUACGCACUCCAACAAACGGCCGUUAGUCUAGCAUAUUCCUUUGGUCCAAUUUUCGGCGGUCAAGUCGUGAAAACUCUUGGAUUCCCAUGUUUAAUGAGAACUGUAGGAAUUAUAAACAUAUCUUAUUGCUGUCUGUUGGUAUUUUUAAGUAAAGUUUCAAACAACAAAACGGAAAAAAUUAAUAUUGAUACGUCUAUUCCGGAUUAUAAGUCCACAAGUGUUGUACCAUUCUUUAGCAAACAUAUCGCUUAUAAAAAACUCGAUGAACUGGAUGAAAAUAAUUAAAAUUGUUAAUAUUAUUAGUAAUAAACAUAAAGCUUAGUAUUAUUUUAUAGUUACGCAGCAUUUUCACUAUUAUUUUAGAUGUGAUAUAUUAUGAUGGGCUUUAUCAUAUUAAGUUAAGAAUGUUAUGAGUAAAAAGGUUAAAACUUUUAAAGAAAAAAAAAUCAUGAUGGUAAAAACUGAAUUAAUAUUGUCUCACUCGGUAAGUUUUCUACAAGUAAAAUACUAAAAUAUUCCAUUGCAUUACAAGUUAAAAAAUAUUUUUUGGAUUAAGUAUUUUAAUCAUUUCAUAUACUUAAAAGUAAAAACUCCCCAACUUUAAUGUGAUUUAUAAAAUUCCUUCUUAUUAAAUUAUAUGUAUAUUUUUUGUACAUUAUGGUAAAUGUUUCUAAAGCAUUAUACCUAUC
Molecule: messenger RNA, 2034 nt
Organism: Aphis gossypii (cotton aphid)
Lineage: Eukaryota; Metazoa; Arthropoda; Insecta; Hemiptera; Aphididae
Product: synaptic vesicular amine transporter-like
Exons: 13
Coding region: 167-1630 (487 amino acids)
Biological process (GO): transmembrane transport; aminergic neurotransmitter loading into synaptic vesicle
Cellular component (GO): synaptic vesicle membrane; terminal bouton
Molecular function (GO): serotonin:sodium:chloride symporter activity
Source: RefSeq, a predicted model, not a curated record